Messenger RNA from Dipodomys ordii (Ord's kangaroo rat), 5258 nucleotides. It is a transcript of the gene Vash1, whose product is annotated as vasohibin 1. The coding region runs from base 455 to 1546 and encodes 363 amino acids. Gene Ontology annotation, cellular component: cytoplasm. Gene Ontology annotation, biological process: regulation of angiogenesis. The record is from RefSeq and is a predicted model, not a curated record. Lineage: Eukaryota; Metazoa; Chordata; Mammalia; Rodentia; Heteromyidae. The transcript is spliced from 7 exons.
CACCAAUUGGGAUUCAGGACGCCCCGUCGGCGUGGACUCGGGUGCCUUGGCCCCCGGCUUUCCACGGUCGCAGGCCUGAGCUGUCUGGUCUCGGAUUCCCUCCGACUUUUCUCCUAGAUUGCUGCCUGUCAUUGUUCUCGCUGCCAAAUGGGGAUGCUCGGUGAGGGCGGCCGAGUUGGGGUUUUCUCAGCAACACCAGGCCUCUCGGGCUGACCCCCGGGCCCCCAGCCCCCGGGCUCUGACUUCUUCAGGUGGCUGCGCGGAUUUUCUUUCUUUCUUACCGAGUAGUAUUUUAUUGUACAGGAGCCACGCCCUAGUUUCUUAAAGGCGCGGCGCCCUGUUUGGCCACGUGUUCUCGCUGCUGCCGGUGUGUGGGAAGCCUCCUGUGAGCCACCUAUUUUUUUUCCCGCCCAUUUUUCUGGUCCAUCCUCCCACCCCCGUCAAGGAUUUAGGGAUGCCCGUGGGGAAGAAGGUGAUCGGGACUGGCAGCAGUGCUGUCCCCAUUGCUGCCGCCGCUGCCCACUCCGGGAUCCGGCGUUUGGAGACCAGUGAAGGGGCUUCAGCCCAGAGAGAUGAGGAUCCCGCGGAGGAAGGGGAAGAGGACCUGCGAGAUGGAGGUGUCCCUUUCUUCAUCAACAGAGGUGGUCUGCCGGUGGAUGAGGCCACCUGGGAGAGGAUGUGGAAGCACGUGGCCAAGAUCCACCCUGAUGGGGAGAAGGUGGCGCAGAGGAUCCGCGGAGCCUCCGACCUGCCCAAGAUUCCCAUACCAAGUGUGCCUACUUUCCAGCCGACUACGCCUGUCCCCGAGCGCCUGGAAGCUGUGCAGCGCUACAUCAGGGAGCUGCAGUACAAUCACACAGGGACACAGUUCUUUGAAAUUAAGAAGAGCAGACCUCUGACAGGACUGAUGGACUUGGCCAAGGAAAUGACCAAAGAGGCUCUGCCAAUCAAAUGCCUGGAAGCCGUGAUCCUGGGAAUUUACCUCACCAACAGCAUGCCCACCCUGGAACGCUUCCCCAUCAGCUUCAAGACCUACUUCUCAGGGAACUACUUCCGCCACAUCGUGCUGGGAGUGAACUUCGGGGGCCGCUAUGGGGCCCUGGGCAUGAGCCGGCGUGAGGACCUGAUGUAUAAGCCGCCUGCCUUCCGCACGCUCAGCGAGCUUGUGCUGGACUAUGAAGCCGCCUAUGGCCGCUGCUGGCAUGUGCUGAAGAAGGUGAAGCUGGGCCAGUGCGUGUCCCAUGACCCACACAGCGUGGAGCAGAUCGAGUGGAAGCACUCGGUGCUGGACGUGGAGAGGCUGGGCCGAGAUGACUUCCGCAAGGAGCUGGAGCGCCAUGCCCGAGAUAUGCGGCUCAAGAUUGGCAAGGGGGCAGGACCUCCCUCUCCUACUAAGGACCGGAAGAAAGAUGUUUCCUCCCCACAGAGGGCCCAGUCCAGCCCCCACCGCAGGAACAGCCGCAGUGAGAGACGGCCCUCGGGUGAGAAGAAGCCUCCAGAGCCCAAAGCCAUGCCAGACCUCAAUGGGUACCAGAUCCGAGUGUGAGGUGGAUGCCAGCACUCCAGACCCUGUCCUGCUUCUGGAGGCCAGGAUCUAUCUGCUGGAACCUGCCUCGCUCGAGGCAGGAGCUGGUGAUGGGGCAAAGCAAGAGGCUACAGGCAGGGUGCAUUGCAGCUCAGCCCUCAGGCUGCUCUCCUCCCAUUGGAGCCAAGCCCCUACCUUUGGGCCAAGAUUCAGUAUUUUCUUCAGUUUUUAGCUCUAGGACUGAAGUUUAAGGUAUUUGGGGGAAAAGGACAAAUGGAUGUGCUAAUGGCUUGAGGAGGGCAAAGCUGAGAGACCUGAGAGCCAUGGAGCUGGGUGGGAAGGCUUGCUGGUCCUGCCACUGCUCCUAUGCACAGACCCAUGGGAAGUUUCCUGACCCCGCCAGUCAGUAGGGGAAGGUGGGGUAGGGUGGAGGUGUUCAUUUCUCCAGCUAGGCCUGUCCUGGUGGAAUCUUGACCAAGGGAACUGGAAGCAGGGUUGUAUUCUUCCUAGAAAGGUCUGGGUGGCCCAUAAUCAGGGAGCUUGCUGCAAGCUACAUCUGCCCAAGAACCAGCCUGUGGGCCCAGAGUGCCCUGGAGUGCCCACAGCUCCAGAGGGAAUGUAUGAGCCUGGGCCAUGGCCACCGGGGCCACCACAGGAGAAGAGGCUUCUGCCUCUAGCAACUCAGGGGCUCCCUGCAGAGGGUCUGGGCUUUGCAGAUGGCUCAGAUUUGCACUGUGGACAACGUGUUUGUGCAGACCAAGCAGACCUUGAUGCCAUGGCUGGGCAUAAGGUAACAGCAUGAAACCCUCAGGCCUGGGUCAUUCCUCUGACAAUGUUUAAAAUGGGCUCUAUUGUCCACCCUACCCCCUGACACCUCAGCCCUUACUGAGGAACUCAAGACAAGAUAGACCAAGAUGCCUGUGCCCCAGGACUACCUCUCCUGCUUUCAAAGCCUAUGUAGGCUUGGGUGGCAGUGAUGGCUCGUCACAUUUGGCAGGGCCUUGGGGCGCUUGUAUCUACCUAAGAGCUGCCCAGAUAGCAGGAGUUGACCACAUUCUAUGAGGCAUGUGAUGGAGGAAGAUAAUGUGGAGAGAAACAGGCAAGGGGAGGGGAGGCUCUGGGCUCUAAAAAGGAGGGACAGAGUCUGAGAACUGGGGGUGUGUGAGGGGAUGUGGGAAGUAGUUUAGGAACAGGCUGUGCUUAGGGCUGGGUUCCCUGACUGCACAGGGCUCUGGAAGCUGGAAUUCAGAUUGUGCAAAGGCCAGGUGAGGUGAUCAUGAAGGGUUGGUUGGUUGGUUUCCUGAAGGGCUAUGGGUCAGCAAGGAGCAACUCAGUAAUGUUGUAGAGGGGACUGGAGUCCUGGAUACGGGAAGAGUAGAACCAGGUUUGUAAACUCAGAAUGCCUACAGGAAUAGUAGGGGCUACACAGGAAGGCUGCAGGGCUUCUGGGUGGGGACUGUAUCUCAGUAGAAGAGCUCCCACUGUUCUGUGCCCACAGUACUGGCUUAGGGGAGCCAGACUGUUUUUUUUUCUUCUGAUUUUGUAUGUGAAGUCUAACUCUUAAAAGUUAGCAUUUGGUUCAAGAAAUCCAGUAUAGGUGACAGAGUGCCACUCUGUGACAUGGGAGUGGAAAGCUUGUGCUGAGGACCCCCCACCCCAAUGCUUUGAGUGGGAAGUAUGACAGUUUUGAGUUUCCCAGGGCUAGGUGAGGCAGCUGAAACUCCUGGAAGGGACAGCUUCCUGUGUUCAUCUUCUUUGCAGAAAAACCUGAGACCCCGUGUAGUUGCUGGGCACCAGAGGGGUGGAGUGAACUAGCCAUGGUACAGCUGGGCUAGCCAGGAGAUGGAUGGGGCCUGGAGACAAAAACAAGGAAGAGAGGGAGGAGCAGGCAUGCCUUUGCUGAACAGAUGCUCUCCAGGGAGAGCACAGGGGCUGGCAGCUUGUCAAAGCAGCAGGUUUUGACCAGCCAGGCCCAGCUGGGUCCAGCCAGAGGCAUACUGAGAGGCCAGCUGAUCAGCUUCUUGCCUCCUUGGUUCAUGGGUUCAGGGGGCCCUAGGGUGAUGUCUAACAUACCCCAUACUACACCCCCACCAGACCAAGGGGCAUGCAACUCCCUAUGCCAAUACAGCCCUCAGGGAGUAGGGUUCCCACAUUCCCACGCUCACCUACGGGGAAAUGGUUCAUACUGGGAAGCAUGAGGUUGAAACAAGCAGGGCCUAGAUGUGGCUGAUUGUUGAAGCCCAAUGGGCCCAGCCAUUUCUGGAAACCUCGGGAAAUGACAGGGUAUUGGGUAGAAGACGUGAGAGGGGCUAGGAGCUGGAGGCUGGUUGACAUGGGGGCCCUAGGGUACGCUAAUGCACAGGCACCCUCCUCUGAGCCCUUCAGGCAGGAUGGAGGCUCACCUACUUGCUGUCUGUAGGAAGGCGUAGGUCCCCAGCUGUAAUCCCCUAGUGCUUGCCCCUUCUCGGCCAAGACUCGGGCCUUCGGGGCUGGGCACAAGCCAUAGUGGUGCUUUUUAAUUUAUUUGCAACUGUUUCUCAUAUGUAGCAUCCCCUCCUCUCCUCUGAGCUGUUUACACAGGCAAUGCUCCCUGGGGCUGGCCUGGUUGUAAGGCCUCUGGGGAGACAGAAGCAGGGACUUUGGGGCCUUAGUCACCAUCCAUGCUAUCACUGCAUCUCACUUCCUGUGAGGGACAGAGGGGGCCUGGUUGAUAUGACCCCAGCUUCCUCCCACCCAUGCAAGCUUGUCUUCCAGCUCCUCUGCCCACCCCCUUAGGGUGAGGGAGAUGCUAGCUGAGGUCGGGGUGAGGUAGAGAAGGCUGCUCAGUGGAGGUGGCCAGGACUGGGGAGGGGGGGAGGGGGGCUCUCUCCAAAGCCUGGUACUUUGUGCUAGGUUGUCAGGUCACAACAUGGGGAUCUAGCUUCAGAGAGUCUUUCCCUCUACCCGACUACCUGCCAGUCCGCUCCCUCCAUGGCCUCACCACACCCUCAUGUCCCGCUCACAUCCAUCAUGCCAGACACCUCAUUGUUAUGUGGGCAAGUAGAAGCCAAGGGUACAAGCAGCAGCCCACUGGCCCUGCACAAGAUGAGGGAGCCUAGGGCCAGGAUACCGAGAAGCAGCAGCUAACAAUGACUUCUAGCCACACUAUCAUUCCUUCCAGUAUGAACUUGACUUCGUGGUUUGGGGAGUUGGUCUAAUUGUGUCUGGUUGGAUGCCCAAAGGCCUGUGGGCAUGCGUGCAUAGUUUUCCUACCUGGAAGGUAUUCUGGCUUAGCAUGGGUACCUUACAGACUCAUCCUCUGCAUGGUGUUCCUGGUUUCAGAGGACCAGGUUGAUAUGUUAAUGGUGUCAAGGCAUGAGUGGGGUGUGGGAAGUCACCCCACUGGGUACCACAGCUUCCCACCAGCAUUUCCAGGCAGGCAGGCUGCACGGUGCUAGCUACAGGCCCAUUGGUAGGACCCUCUCACCCCACGUUGGUGCUCUAGGGUCCAAAGCUUCCCUUUUUCCAGUCUGACAGAGGAGACCUGGGUGUACGGCUCUUGGGCCCCGUGAUGAUGGACUGCCCCUCCCCUAAGCCUUGUUGACUGCUGUGUUGUCUUCCCUUUUGUCCUUCCUGUCCUCAUAUCAGUAUUGCCUUUCACUUUCACACUUCAUCUCAUUCCUGUUCUCACUUUUCGCUUGAAACAAAUAAAAGCCUCCCCAUCUCCACUUGUGUGGGCUGGACAGAAAUCCCA